UAAUAAUAUAAAGUGUAGUCAGUUAUAUAUAAUGAUACAAUGUGUCUUAAUGCUGGAAAUGUAUUAAAUAAGAAGAAAAGAAAAAGUAAAAGUUUAAAAUAAAAUAAAAUCCAGUGAUAAAAGGUAAAAAGAUGAAACCACCCACAAACAGUCGUCAUCAGGUUUAUUAAACGGAACAUGGGGGCGUCCCGGUGGGGGGGUGGGGGGGCUGGAUAUUUUGGUCCAAGCGGAAACAGAACCAAAACCAGCAGCAGAUAACCGGAAGUGGUGCUGCUCUGUCUUCAAAAUAAAAGCUCCGCGUUCCAGUCUGCGGGGUCAGCUCAUCAGAACUCUUACAACUGUCAGAAAUGACGAUCAAUACACGAGUCUGAUCACAAUAUUUUCAGCUGUCGCUGCCUGUUAACGUUCUAUAAAUAUAUCAAUUAAUACUCAAUAGUUUCUGCCUUAAAUAUAUAAAAUAAAGAUGAAUUCGUUUCUCUGGUUUGAUGUCAGAGUCGCUGUGUUGAAAAGGAGCCGUUUCAAUAAAGAACAUCGUUGUGUUUGGAGAAACUGUGGCAGUGUGAAGAGGGAAAGUCCCAGAAAUCCCCCUCGCUUUAACGUUUAAACAUGCUUUUAUUGUGUAACGGUCACAGGAAGUGCCGAUGAUCCUAACGGCCGCUGCCUUGACGGAUGUUGCGUCACUGCUGAGUUAAAACACGCAGAGUCGAGUCGAUCCGAGCUCCAAAAGGCCUCAAAACCCGGACCAGAUGGACCACACCAGAACCUGAAAACCAGGGCAGAAACCCGGAUUAACACCUGGACUCAAAAACCGGGAUUCAAUACGGAAACUCCCGGGACGAAAACCGGAUUAAACCCCGAUCCUCGGAGUCUUUAAACCGGACUGAGGACGCUUCAGUGACCGGGGUCUGCUCCUCCAACAUGGCCGACGCUGAGGUCUCCGUGUCCCCGGCUCUGCGGCCGCUCCACCUCAGCUCCUCCCACGCCGCCCCUCCCCCGGCCUCCUCCUCCUCCCCCACCACCUUCUCCUGCCCCUCCUCCCCCUCCAGCGCCUCCUCCUCCUCCUCCUCUUCCUCCUCCUCCUCCUGCUCUGAGAGCUCCUCUGACUGCCCCAACCACCACCACCACCACCACCACCACCCCCGCCCUCAGCUGCAGCUGCCCCCGCCCCCCCUCAGCGAGCAGCCGUCCUCCCCCAGCGCCAGCCCCCGCAGCUCCAGCCCCAGCGGCAGCAUCGGCAGCACCGGCAGCCUCGGCAGCAGCAGCAGCGCCAGCGAGGGCAUCGGCAGCAGCGGGACGUCGAGCGGCGCCGGCGACCUGCGAGGACCGAGCCCACCGCUCGACGUCAUCUCCGAGGACGCCAUGGAGAUGGACCUGGGAGUCGACCAAGUGAUCGACCCUGAAGUGGCUCUGAAGGCCUGUCAGGAGGUUCUGCUCAAGGUCAAACUGCAGAAACAGGACGACAAACAACAACAACAGUCAGAUCUGUCGGAGCACUGCAGUCCUCAGUGGCACAUCAACCCUGACACCAGCUCCAUCAAAGAGGAGAACGAGGAGGAGGAGGAGGAGGGACAGAAACAUGGCGGUGCCUCCCAGCAGGUUCCUCCUCCUUCAGCCCGGCCAGAGUCUUCCUCCUGCUCCUCGUCUAAACAGUCCUGGCUGCUGCGCCUCUUCGAGUCCAAGCUGUUUGACGUUUCCAUGGCGAUCUCCUACCUGUACAAGUCGAAGGAGCCGGGCGUUCAGGCCUACAUCGGGAACCGGCUCUUCAGCUUCCCCAACGACGAGGUGGACUUCUACCUGCCGCAGCUGCUCAACAUGUACGUGCACAUGGACACGGAGGUGGGCGACGCCAUCAGACCAUACCUGAUCCAUCGCUGCAGAGGCAGCAUCACCUUCUCUCUGCUGUCGGCCUGGUUGUUGGGGGCCUACUCCUCCGACAUGCACAUCUCCACCCAGCGUCACUCCAGAGGAACCAAACUCCGAAAACUCAUCUUGUCUGACGAGCUCAAACCCUCCGACGCUCCCAGACCCGCGUCGGCCUCCGUCUCCGAGUGCCCCGUGUCCUCGCCGUCCCAGCACCGCUGCCACCACCGCCACAACAGCAGCAACGCAGAGGCCUCCACCUCCACCUCCCCGUCCUCCCCAUCCACCGCUCCCUCCCCGGACAGCCCCGAGGUCUUCGUCUCCCCGUCCAGACGGACCCACCAGAGAUCCAAAUCAGACGCCACCACGGCAAGCAGCGGGCCCGGCACCGGCCUCCGACGGACAGGGAGCAACCCAAAGGUGGAGGCGGUUCAUGAGGAGCCCGAGCGUCUCCGUCCUCAGAGGGAGUUCGUGAAGUCUCUCCUCUGCAUCGGGAAGCGUUUGGCGACUCUUCCGACCAAAGAGCAGAAAACUCAGCGUCUGAUCUCGGAGCUGUCGCUGCUGAACCACAAGCUGCCAGCUCGAGUGUGGCUGCCGACGGCCGAGCACCAGCACCACGUCUGCAGGAUCCCUCACAGCCAGGCCGUGGUCCUCAACUCCAAGGACAAGGCUCCGUACAUCAUCUACGUGGAGGUGUUGGAGUGUGAGAGUUUUGAGACAUCUCCUGUUCCAAUCCGGAUCCCAGAGACCAGGAUCCGUUCGGCUCGGUCUGCAGAGAACCUGGACUGUGGCAGCGGCGUCACGGCGACCGGCGCUAACGGGAUGACGUCAGAGCACAGGGCAGGAAGUUUCUCCACCGUCCCCAACUACGACAACGACGACGAGGCGUGGGCCACGGACGACAUCGGACAGCUGCAGGUGGAGGCUGAGGCUCAGACCAGCAGCAGCGACAACAUCAGUCAGUUCUCAGUCGACAGCAUCACGAGUCUGGAGAGUAAAGAGCCGGUGUUCAUCGCUGCGGGAGACAUCAGGCGUCGUCUGUCGGAGAACCUCGCUCACACUCCGACGACCUUCAGGAGAGACCCUGAGGACCCGUCAGCCGUCGCCCUCAAAGAACCCUGGGAGGAGAAAGUCAGGCGGAUCAGAGAGGGCUCCCCGUACGGUCACCUGCCCAACUGGAGGUUACUGUCGGUCAUCGUCAAGUGUGGAGACGACCUGAGGCAGGAGCUGCUGGCCUAUCAGGUCCUCCGACAGCUGCAGUCAAUCUGGCAGCAGGAGCGAGUUCCCCUCUGGAUCAAACCUUAUAAGAUCCUGGUGAUGUCGUCAGACAGCGGGAUGAUCGAACCUGUCCUCAAUGCCGUCUCUCUGCACCAGGUGCGUAAACAGAGUCAGCUGUCUCUGCUGGACUACUUCCUGCAGGAGCACGGCAGUUACACCACCGAGGCUUUCCUGACCGCUCAGAGGAACUUUGUCCAGAGCUGCGCUGGCUACAGCCUCAUCUGUUACCUGCUGCAGGUCAAAGACAGACAUAAUGGGAACAUCCUGCUGGACUCUGAAGGCCACAUUAUCCACAUCGACUUUGGCUUCAUCCUCUCCAGCUCUCCUCGUAACCUCGGCUUCGAGACGUCGGCCUUCAAACUUACGUCAGAGUUUGUCGACGUGAUGGGCGGUCUGGAUGGAGACAUGUUCAUCUACUAUAAGAUGUUGAUGCUCCAGGGUCUGAUCGCUGCCAGGAAACACAUGGAGAAGGUGCUGCAGAUAGUGGAGAUCAUGCAACAAGGUUCUCACCUCCCUUGUUUCCACGGCUCCAGCACCAUCCGAGGCCUGAAGGAGCGUUUCCACAUGUCCCUGACGGAGGAGCAGCUGCAGCUCCUGGUGGAGCAGCUGGUGGACGGAUCCAUGCGCUCCAUCACCACCAAACUCUACGACUCCUUCCAGUACGUCACCAACGGCAUCAUGUGACCGCAGACGACCUUUAACCUACCAGCUCUGACUGACCUCUGACCUUUUUCAAAGAUGGAGUCAGCGAAUUUUCUUCUUCUCUGGUGGAAACAGGAGCUGAAGGUGGAGCUGAGGGGAUUUACUGGAUCCAAUGUUCUCGUUAACCUCGUCUGAUUGUUCCCAAUAACAGAUUUCAGCGAUGGUUGUGUUCAUGUGCAGCUGGGAAAGUACGACGUCUGGGACUUUUCCAGAUAGGAAAAACACUAGAUGGACUCGACUGCUGCCUGAGACAAAUUCAAAUCAGAAACUAACAGACCUUGGAUUUUCCUGGAUUUUACUCUGAACCAGCAAAUAACCUGAGCUGAGCUUCGAAACGUUCGGAACAGGAGAGGAAACAGUGAGCACAGCUGGUUGUUAUGAUAUUAAAUCUUGUAAUUAAUUGGAAUAAUGAAGCCACAGAAAAGCAUGUAAACACAUCUCCUAAAACGAGCAUGAUUUAAGUUUGACAGCAGCUGGCAUCAGCUGAUCGUCUCCUGCUUCACGAAAAGCAAACUCUAAAAAACCAAAAUAUCGUUCCAACCCCACAAACACCAGCAGGACGUCUAAGGAACGGAGAACAACGGUGUGACGGUCGGUUCUGUCGUUCUCAAAGAACAGGAAGGAGAGAAAACACUAAACAGAGAAAGCACAAUGUGAACUUUACAAAAUGGUGUAGAAACAGAAAAAGAGAAAGAAAUGAAAAUAUCAUAUUUUACUUUGUCUGAGAGAAUUCCCCAACAUGUUGAGUUUAAAUUGUCGUCGUUUUCACCAGACGUCCGUCACAAUCAAAAGAGCUGAUUCUCGUGUUUUUAGCUCCAACAACAGAGAAAGUGAAAUAUUUAGAAAAAUAUUGGAUGCAUUGCCAUGAAAUGUGGGUUUCCUUCAGCUGUUGCAUUUCCAUGACACCUGCUAAACUAAUGACUGAACCCUCGUUAAUCUUGAACCUGUCUCUGUGGAUUGAAGGAAGCCAAAGAGCCAGGGAGGUUUUUGUUUGUUUGUUUGUUUUAAUGUAAACAACUAUAAUUCCAGCCUAAAUGGUUAAAUAUCAUUUGCUAAUCAUUGGAAAGACGCUAACAUUAAGAUGCUUCUGUCAUCAUCGUCUUUGAAUCCAAAAACAGGACAAACUGAAAAUCUGCGUUUUGCAGAACUAAUGUUUUAAUUUAUUAGUUUGUUUCACAUAAACCUGAUAUUUAACAUAAAUACAGUUUAUUCUGCAGUGCUAACUGCUGCUUUCCUAAAUUUUCAGCUAUUUAAAAAAACGUUUUAUGAAGUAGAAACUUUCUAAGUGUCUGGUGAAAGAAAACCAAUUAAAAGUCAUCGUGUCAACUCAUCAGUUUAUUUAAUCUAUGUUUGUUAGGGAAUAAUUCAAGUUUCCUUUGGUUUUCUGUUGUUAAAGAAAGGUCUGAGUUGAAUUUCAAUUGAAACAGAUUGUCGCGACACUCACUACACAAUGCUAAUGAAAACAAAACUCUACAAUGUUGAAUUAAACAGGAACAUUUACAUGAACAGUUUCAGAUUAACUGUUUUUUUCUGCAAAACUCGGCCAUUACUCGAAUGGUUUCCUGUCCAGUUUGAGCCAAAAUGGCUGCCAAGCUGCAGUGAUUCAUUUGAUUUAUGCAACAACCUCAUCGUCCCUGUUCCACUAACUGUAUAUCUGUGUAUAAGUGAACUGAAUUAACGUGUUACAGUUACAUGUCUGUUAAUGACAUGUUUGCAUAUUUAACAAACGUUCAACACGAGAUACAUUCCUGUGAUUGACUCGAGAUUAAUGGGAGUGACGGACUCUUUGGUUCUGUUUGACAGAAAAUUAAUUCUUCUUUCUGAGGAGAUCAGUAAUGAUCAGUUUCCUGGAUAUGUGAAUGUUUUUUUAAAAAACAGUCUAAACAGAUGUGUUCUCAGUAUUGACAAGCAAAGGCCUCUUGUCUGUACUUAAACACUUAUUAUUAUAAUGUCAUUACUAAUGCUGGUAACACUUAGCAAUGGCUUUACUCCAGUGUAUUACACCUGUGUAUUAACAUAUUAUUUGUACAUAAAAAUACUGCAUUUAUCUUUGAGAUUAAGGAUUCCAUGUGUACAUGGAAAAUCACUCUUCAGAUUCAAAUACUCAGUUUUACAAGUUGAUAUUUGUGGAUUAGCUAAAAAUUUGUAUAGUUCGUGCUAAUGCUAACAGUUCCUCUACUGCAAAUACAACUGCAGUUACAGACGUGAGGUACGUUAGCAGAGCCUAGUUAGCUCAUUGCUCUUGUACCCAUCAAAGUUUACAUGUGUAACAAAGUCUACAGUUACAGUUUGCUUGUAGCUAACACAAGAGUAGUGGAGUGAGCUGUUACUAGCUCACUGGCUAACUAGCUAACCAGGUACAGGCUACCACAUUAUACGUUACAACAGUAACUAAUACAGUAACACAGUGGAAAAAUUGUAAUAAAAUAUUUAAUUUCAUCAUAUUUAUCAUAAUUGUGUGCAGACUGUAUUCAGUUGUACAACGCUAUUUUAAUCAACCACUGUUGUUGUUUGUUAGCCAUUAGCCACAAUGACUCAGCUAAAGUUUUUGCUAACUUGUCUUAUUUUUUUCCUCAUUCUCUGUCAUCUGUUUUGUCUGUCUUAGUUUUUAGUCUUACAGAAUUUUUGUGAAAUUAACUCAUUAACUGCAGCAAAACAAAUGAUCCAUUUAUAAGAGUAAUGCUAGCUAGUGCUAAAGUAGAGUAGAAUGUCAGUAAAUGUGUGCGACAGGAAAAAUCAGUUUGUGACUUUUUGUUUUUCUGUUUCCAACCUGGUGGAAAUUAUUAUCUGAAGUAACAUGAAAGUGUAAAGACACUUUAAAGCCUUUCACUGGAAUAAAGCCAAUGUUUGUGUUACUGUCAUAUAAUUAACAUCUGUACAGUUGUUCUGAGGGUUUUGUUUUUGUUUUGACCACUAUUGAAGGAGAAGCACAGAUCUGUUAUUGUAAAAGCAGCAUCAUGUUACCUUCUGCUAACUGUUAGCGUGCUACUUUAUAUGCCACCACGCUUUACAAAGAUGCAGCUGUGACUUAAGUUUACCAGAUAAGCAACUUAAAUAGCAAAUACUCUUUCCUGUUCUUUCUUUUUGUUUGUGAAUAUGUAUGUAUGUAAAUGAACUGAGUUAGUUUUCCUGUGAGAAAAUCAGAUGCCUUGAGACGUACAGAAGGUACAAACUCUUAUCAAUGCAACAGGAGGGUCGAAGGUGUUCAGGUCUCAGACCUGAGAAGUGCUUUUCUAUCGGAUGUUUGACCACUUCAGGGACGAGUUUCAGCACUUAGAUGUCGUCCUCUCCUCAAAAAUAUCUAUAUCAUCAAGUUAUUCUCGUCACAGUUUGAAGACAGAAACAUAAAUAAUAAACUGACACUUUUGAAAUUCAAAGAAAGUGUAAAUUAGAAGUGUCAGAGCUAAACUUCAUUUGUCUCUACUUCAUAACCGGAAAAAAAAGCUGCUCAAAUGGUUGUUUUUCUGAAUGAAGUCUGGUGAGAGAAUGACAUUAUAAACUGAUGACACUCGUCCGUGCUACUAAAAACCUUUCAUUGCCUUCUUUCUUCCUUCCAUCAGCUCUGAAAACAUUCAAGAAUUUCGAUGUGAAAAACUCUUUAAGUGCAUUUAUCCUGACUGAACAAGUCUUCUAUCAUUUGUUAAAGAUUCCUUGUUGUUUUUAAUUUUGGUUGGUACUAAACGUUUAACACUAAAUCCAUUAAAAGAACAUAUUUAGUUUGAUUCUAUUGACGAGUUUCUAUUGAAAUCAAACAGAAUAGUGUGGAGGCUUUCAGUUGUCUUGAUUUCAAUGGAAAAUGCUAAUGAUGCUAACGUCAUGUGAGGCUAACUGACGGCUAGAUGAAAAACUUUAUUUUUCACUGUGUGAAGAGAAAAAAAUGACAUGAAAACAGUUUGGAUUUCAGUGUAACUUCUAUUUUUACAAACAGCAUCAUCUCAUGAGGAGGAGGAGGCAGCGCUGCGUUUAGGUUCAAAAACUCUCCGACCUGAAUUCUUCGGAGAGAGAUCUCAUAAGAUGAAAUACAGAUCUUUUAAUUAAUCUGUGGUUAUAAUUAUCAGUCUCAUAUGUAAGAGAUGUCCUGCUGUGAUUACGACAAAGUUUUUACAAAAUCUUUGGUUGUAGUUAUGAAAUACACAAAUCUGAAAUCUGAAAAAUUGUAAUUAUUUGAUCUUUGCAAAUUAAUUCUGUGAAUUUUAGAAUUUAUGGAUUUUGUCAAUACCUGAGAUUUGAUCAUAAUUCUGAUGAAAACUUAGAUAAACAAAUGUUACUGAGAUGUUAAUCUUGUAGAUCUUUGUAUUCAUGGAUUUUGUAGAUCUUCUCUUAACAUAACAAAAUACAAUUUAUUACAAACAUUAUGACAAAAGCAUAAUUAGUCAUAAUUUAGAGUCAAGUCUCCAGAUUUUUUUUUCUUGUGAUUAUGACACAAAGAUCUCACUCAAAUCUUAAUGUUAGAAAUGUGAAAUACAAAGUAGAGAGAAGGUCAGUAAACCUGUUCCUCCUCCUCCUCUCAGACCCUGAAUGUAAACCUGUCCUCAUUUUGUGUGUUCAGAUUCUCUCCGUUUGUUUCACAGGCUGAAAUCGAUCAGAUCGAUCAGUUUGUGUUGAUCAAUCAUGUACAGAACCAAAACUCACAUCCAACAGUUUGUCACGUGUCUCACUAAACUGCAUGGCAAUUCAUUCAAUAAACCUGAGACCUGUUUCUAAA
Molecule: messenger RNA, 8545 nt
Organism: Lates calcarifer (barramundi perch)
Lineage: Eukaryota; Metazoa; Chordata; Actinopteri; Centropomidae
Product: phosphatidylinositol 4-kinase beta
Exons: 14
Coding region: 919-3822 (967 amino acids)
Biological process (GO): phosphatidylinositol-mediated signaling; phosphatidylinositol phosphate biosynthetic process
Cellular component (GO): cytoplasm; membrane
Molecular function (GO): 1-phosphatidylinositol 4-kinase activity
Source: RefSeq, a predicted model, not a curated record